Molecule: messenger RNA, 647 nt
Organism: Drosophila novamexicana
Lineage: Eukaryota; Metazoa; Arthropoda; Insecta; Diptera; Drosophilidae
Product: calcium load-activated calcium channel
Exons: 3
Coding region: 42-593 (183 amino acids)
Biological process (GO): endoplasmic reticulum calcium ion homeostasis
Cellular component (GO): endoplasmic reticulum; endoplasmic reticulum membrane; cytoplasm
Molecular function (GO): calcium channel activity
Source: RefSeq, a predicted model, not a curated record
AUCGAAUUAAUUCAUUAAAAUUUUACUUUAGAAAAGAAAAAAUGUGGUCUGACACGUUUUUAAUUGUAUUUAUAUCAAUAUGCACCGCAUUUUUGGGAGAGGGACUUACAUGGCUGCUCGUCUACCGCACCGAAAAAUAUCAGAGGCUGAAGACAGAGGUGGAUAAACAGAGCAAAAAGUUGGAGCGACGCAAGGAAACACAUGGAGAUUCUUUGGACAAAUCGGUGAAAAAGAAAAUCGAGCGGUAUGAGGAGAAACUGAAGAACAACAAUCGUGACCUGUCGCUGGUCAAAAUGAAAUCCAUGUUUGCCACGGGAUUCGCAUUUACCGCUCUGUUGAGCAUGUUCAAUAGUAUAUUUGAUGGACGCGUUGUGGCACAAUUGCCUUUUACGCCCAUCUCCUGGAUACAGGGUCUGAGCCAUCGGAAUCUGUCCGGCGAUGAUUAUACCGACUGUUCGUUCAUCUUCCUUUAUAUACUCUGCACCAUGUCGAUACGCCAGAACAUACAGAAGCUCUUGGGCUUUGCGCCAUCGCGUGCGGCUAGCAAACAGGGCGGCGGACUGUUUGGCCCAGCACCAGGUCAAUUCAAAUAAUAGGACUUUGCGUUGGUUUUUUUUUUUUUGUAGCGAAAUUUUCAUUGGUUUCAC